Bathycoccus prasinos is the source of this 1722-nucleotide messenger RNA. Its product is annotated as 2-oxoglutarate/malate translocator. The transcript has a single exon. Gene Ontology annotation, biological process: transmembrane transport. Lineage: Eukaryota; Viridiplantae; Chlorophyta; Mamiellophyceae; Mamiellales; Bathycoccaceae. Gene Ontology annotation, molecular function: transmembrane transporter activity. The record is from RefSeq and is a predicted model, not a curated record. The coding region runs from base 1 to 1722 and encodes 573 amino acids. Gene Ontology annotation, cellular component: membrane.
AUGAGCGCGACGAUUCAGACGACGACGACGCGUGCGAGCGCAAAUUUUAAAGUUUCGACGAGAAGACCAUCUUCGAAACGAUCCGCCGCUGCUUCGAACUGUACCACUCAAAAAGGUUUGCGGAAAUGUAGUUUCAGGGACGAUGAUGGCAUAUCCAAAACUUCUCAUCAUCAUCUUCUCGAGAAGAAGGCUUUGGCGACGACAAAGACGACAAAGGGGACGAGGAAAGCGCACUUCGUUCCGAAAGCUUCCUCCUCUUCCGCGGUGACUUCACCGAGCGCGAAAUCUGCCUCGUCGGAGUUUGUUUGGAAAGGCGCGAAUUUGAAAGCAGCGGCGAUGUCGGUCGGUUUCGGUUUAUUCGUCUGUUUCGUCGUUCCGAGACCGGACGGGGUGGUCCCGCAAGCCUGGAAUUUGCUGUCUAUUUUCUUAGCCACGGUCGCUGGUUUAGUCUUGUCUCCGUUACCGGUCGGUGCGUGGGCGUUUCUUGGAUUGACCACGGCGGUGGUGACGAAGACGUUGACCUUCGCGCAAGCGUUUGGCGCGAUGACGAACGAUGUCAUUUGGCUGAUUGUUUUGGCAUUUUUCUUUGCCAGAGGAUUCGUGUCCACUGGUUUGGGCGAUCGCAUCGCGACUAUGUUUGUCGAGAAGCUCGGUAAGUCUACGCUCGGUUUAUCCUACGGGUUGAGCAUUUCCGAAGCUGUGUUGGCGCCGGCGAUGCCGUCGACGACCGCGAGAGCCGGCGGCGUCUAUUUGCCCAUCAUCUCUUCGUUGGCCAAAAGUAACGGGUCUGAACCUGGACCGACGGCAAAGAAGAUGGGUUCAUUUCUCAUGCAAACGCAAUUGCAAUGCUCUGGUCAUUCGUCCGCUUUGUGCAUGACGGCUGCGGCGCAAAACUUGCUGUCCUUAAAGUUAGCCGCCGGGUUGGGGAUCGUCAUCGCGAACCCGUGGAUCACGUGGUUCAAAGCCGCCUGCGUUCCGGGCAUUCUCGGUUUACUCUUGACGCCGCUCUUGGUGUAUAAGCUAUUCCCGCCUGAAAUUCAAGACACGCCAGAAGCUCCCGCGAUGGCGAAGGAGAAGUUGAAGAAACUCGGCCCGUUAUCGCAAGACGAAUUGGCCGUGGUUAUCACCAUGAGCAUCACCGUGUUUUGCUGGAUCUUCCAACCGUUUGGGAUUACCCCGGUGAUUUCCGCCAUGUUUGGCAUGUCUAUGCAAUUAUUUGCCGGUGUUAUUAAAUGGGCCGAUUGCUUGAACGAAAAAGGCGCUUGGGAUACGCUCGUUUGGUUUGCCGUGUUGAUCGGCAUGUCCGCGCAGUUGAACGAACUCGGGUUUAUUCAAUUCAUCGCGACGAAAGUUUCGGCGGCUUUAACCGCCGCGAACUUGGCGUGGCCGCAAGUAUUCUUGGUUUUACACGUCAGUUACUUUGCCAUUCACUACUUUUUUGCCUCGCAAACUGCGCAAGUCGCGGCGUUAUCGACGGCAUUUUUGGCCAUGAUGUUAGCCUCGGGCGUCCCGCCGAUGCUCGCCGGUUUAACUAUGGCGUUUCACACCAACUUGUUCGGCGCCAUCACGCACUACGCCAGCGGUCAAUCUGCCGUGUACUUUGGUUCCGGUUACGUAGAGUUGAAGGAUUACUUCCGUCUUGGCGCGAUUGUUGGAGCGUUUAACUUUAUCUUGUGGGCAGUCGUCGGCGGCGCGUGGUGGAAAGUUAUCGGGCUUUACUAA